ACAGCUUCCACCGCCACCACCACGUGGACCUACCUCCGUAGCCAUGAUGUUCCUGGUUGUCCUCCUCGCGGCGGCGUGCUCGGCGACCCCCAUCGGGGAGUACGGCGGCGGCCUCUCCCUGGGUGGCUACGGCGGCGGCCUUAGUCUCGGCGGCCACGGCGGCGCCAGCUCGUACGCGUCCAUCAGCUCCCCCGUGGCCAUCAGCCACGCUCCCGUGUACAGCCAGGCCCCCGUGUACAGCCAGGCCCCCGUCUACAGCCACGCUCCCGUCUACAGCGCGCCCGUGUACGCCAAGGCGGAGCCCAUCGCGCACCCCAAGUACGAGUUCGCGUACGGCGUCAAGGACGGCCACACCGGUGACAUCAAGGACCAGAAGGAGGUCCGCGACGGCGGCGUGGUCAAGGGCGAGUACUCCCUGAUCCAGCCCGACGGCACCAAGCGCACCGUGCACUACACCGCCGACGACCACAACGGCUUCAACGCCGUCGUCUCCAUCAGCGGCCACGCCGUGCACCCGCAGGUGGUCCAGAAGGUGGUGGCCGCCCCCGUGGUCCACGCCGCGCCCAUCGUCCACUCGGCUCCCGUCGUGAGCCUCGGCCACGGCGGCUACGGCAGCGCGUCGUCGUACUCGUCCAUCUCCUCGCUGGGCGGCCAUGGCGGCCUCUCCCUCGGCCACAGCGCGUACUAGAGACGCCCCCAGUCAUCGUGCGCGGCCAGGACGCCGUCGGCGCCCCGCACCGGCAGGGCUGCUGACGCACGUCCGCCGCGCACACCCCAUCGUCGACGAUCACGUGUACAUAGCUCCGCUCCCGCACUGAAAUAAAUUUAUUAAUUAUUUAUAGAAA
Molecule: messenger RNA, 845 nt
Organism: Thrips palmi
Lineage: Eukaryota; Metazoa; Arthropoda; Insecta; Thysanoptera; Thripidae
Product: larval cuticle protein A2B-like
Exons: 3
Coding region: 44-688 (214 amino acids)
Cellular component (GO): extracellular matrix
Source: RefSeq, a predicted model, not a curated record